This is a messenger RNA of Ceratitis capitata (Mediterranean fruit fly), 2491 nucleotides long. RefSeq lists its product as uncharacterized. Lineage: Eukaryota; Metazoa; Arthropoda; Insecta; Diptera; Tephritidae. The annotation marks the transcript as partial. The transcript has a single exon. The record is from RefSeq and is a predicted model, not a curated record.
CGCCGCUUGGACACGCUUACAACACCUAAACAUUCUACAUACAUAUUAUGUACAUACACCCUCAAAUCUUCAACAUAUACACAAUACGACCACACAACAAAAUCGACGCAUUUACAGCCAAUCUCAAAAACGACAACAAAAGCCACCACGACAACGCGGUCAUUAGAUGGUGAACUCCUUUGGCAACAGGAGGCCACCGAAUUCAUAGAACGUUUUCCACAGCGGCGUCGGCCACAUGGUACACUCCGUCAGAGCGUCUCUGCUGGUGCGCUUUAUAAGAAUGGUACAGCGAUUACGACGAUAAAUAAACGCGCUAGUGGCGGCGAAUUACUUACAACUCAACAGCGCCACCAACGAGAUCUUUUCAGCGGCGAUUUAGGCAUACCAGAGGUGCGUACGCAUGUCGGCAGUAUGGUGCACACCUUCGAAACGCUUGCUAUGCAACGUAAACUUGCCGAUAAGGAGCGUGCGAAAGAGCGCGCCUUGGCGCUGCAACAGCAACAGCAGUGGGAACGUGAACUGUUGCACGAGCGAAACAGUAAGUAUAUGCCAGCGCUUACAAGCGCCACACACACGACCACAUACACAUACGACACGCCUACACAUGCGUCAUGCCCAUCACAGCACGGCACAAGUAAUAGUAAAUAUCACAAACUAAAGCGUAAAUCACACGAAUCGCGUCAGCGUCUCAUACAACUCAGUAAACAGCAGCUACUGGCUGCUUUUGGCAACACCAUCAAGCAAUCGAAGCCAGCAAAUGCAGUCGCCAAGCUGGAGAGCAGUUUCAGCGCGCAAACGUUACCCGGUGUCUGUGGUAGGCAGGCACUGCUAUCAGAUGAUGGUUUCCUUAAGCGACACAGUACUAUGAGUCUGCACUGUGCAGAAACAAGUGAAAAACCGAAUAAGGAUGAUAACUUUGUAGAGCAAUAUUGUCAGUUGGACGAUGAUUAUCGCAAAAAUCUCUUUGGCACAAUAUCAAGUAGAAUGCAUGCGCCUUUACAACAAAAUGGAACUCGUAAAGGUAGCGUUGUAAGUGAGCAGUACGCAUACCACAACGCGCCCUACAAUAGCAUGCACAAUAGUCUAGAAGUAGAAGACAUAAUCGUUCACAAUCCGCCAAAUCUUGAGCACGACGAGGCACAUAUUGUGAAUGCUGCCUUCGAUGAGAUAUUCGCUAGCUAUAGCGGCGUUGACGAUGAUGACGAAGCAGACAAGUCCAGCGCAGCGGGAAUAUUCAGUAAUGCUACCACGUACUCUACACCGGGCGAUGAGCAAAUGAUAAGCCUAAGUGAACUGGAUGAUGAUGUGUUCAGGUCGGUCAGUACGAAUCACAUCAAUAACAUUGGACGCCCCGGUAGCACGCCAAUGAAGCUACCGGCAUUAGGAAUGAGUGCGCAGAAAAAAUCGGCGCCUCCACCACCAUCAAAAAAGUCCCAUUUAACAUUCAAAACGCCUGCAGGUGAAAGCGAAGCAUCAGCGCCUAAACGUAAGCGUCAAAUUGUACCGUUAGCCAAACAGAAACAACGUUCUACAACACUAAAUAAUCUUUUCGAUCGCCUAAAGGCAACGCAAACCAAAGUGAAGCGACCAUUUGUUAAAAUACCCUCAGAUAGUCUCUUGAAACAGGAUCAACUAAAUAUUGAACAAAUGACGCGUGCACUGCACAAGUACUCACCACAAUUGGAUCUAUACCGAGAGAUUGGUGAAGGCGCUGCGGCUGACGAGCGCAUCGUUUGCAAAAUUGAAGCGGCCGAUGGCGACUUUUUGCGCGGCUCUACGCUAAGUCAAUCAUUUGUACGUCAACUAAACACACGGCAAAAGAAGCCUGCACCGGCGCCACCAACCGGCUGCAUACGGUCGACCAACAUCAGCGGCGUUAAUGCGGUAAAUGGUGCGCCUCGGCCACUGCAAGCGUCGCAGCGCGCAAAGUCUACAAAUGAAUUGUUACUUGAUGACUUGGCGCUGCAAUCGCGUCGUUAUCAGCGUGCAGCGAGUCGGAAAUAUGCAGCACCUCCAACGCCAAAGAAGCAACUUCAACAACAAACACAAGCCAUGGCUGUGCUCACAGUAUUGAAAGGCGAUGAUGAAGCCACACAGCGGUGCGAGCAAAACGCUAACAACAGUAGAGGGCAUGGCGUUGGCGCUGACACGACGCGUAGUACACGUGGUCUUACGAAAAAUUUUUUACGCGGCAGCGCAGAAAUUUAAUCAUAACACUUUGCAACGGUGAGCGGCAGGUGAAGUGGAGCAGCUCACUAGAUACCAAAAACUGAAAAGGUGUACAAAACAUGCACUCGAAUUGACGCUCAACGUAAAUGUUAAUUAUUUAGAAAAAUAUAUUUCACUGUAUUGUAUGUAAUUGUAUUGUAUUUACUAAAUAUACUAAGCAAACAAUUAAUUUUUUGCCAGCUGAAGCGAGCCAUGUUUUCAUGUAAACAAUCUUUGAGCAUUUAUUUUUCACUUUAUUUAAUAAUAAAACAAAAAUAAUAAU